This is a messenger RNA of Poecilia latipinna (sailfin molly), 4338 nucleotides long. Its product is annotated as serine-rich adhesin for platelets. NCBI's taxonomy places the organism in Eukaryota, Metazoa, Chordata, Actinopteri, Cyprinodontiformes, Poeciliidae. The transcript is spliced from 3 exons. Gene Ontology annotation, biological process: leukocyte tethering or rolling. Gene Ontology annotation, cellular component: plasma membrane. The coding region runs from base 403 to 1899 and encodes 498 amino acids. The record is from RefSeq and is a predicted model, not a curated record.
AUACUAAGAAAACAAUGAUGUCCUCAUAUGACUGAUCCUCAGUCCCUGCGGUUACCUCUCAGUCCCUUGAAAUCUCUCAUUUGCAGCUUUUCUCUCACAUGACCUGCAGCUUUAAAUGUGAGGCAGAAAUGUGAUCAAGGGUUGACAUGCGACAAGCAUCUGAGUGUUUUACAGAACUGAGCACUUCCUGCUAUUUUAAACAAGCCAGUACACUAGACAUGCUAAGGACGCUCCGCAGCAACGAAUCUGAGCUCUGCUCUGCCUUGCAUCUGUCAGAGCAACAGUUGCCAUAUCAGUGCAACGAGGAUGUGCGCAAUGAGAGCCUGAAAUGAGCUGAGGUGAACAUUUUUAUUGGAUCUAACAUCAAAUUCGUCCAACACCGAGAUCUCAUAUUCAACAACCAUGCCCUCCAACAUGAAGAUAUGUGCUGUGCUGCUGUGGGGAGUGUGUGUGUUGUUUCCUGUGGAGUCGGUGACGAGUUCAGCGCCAGAAAACAGCAACACGAACAUCACUGUUCCACCAGACAUCACAGCCAACCAGCGGAUCACUGCAUACGCAAGCACGUUGCAGCCUGCAACCCCGCAUCCAGCAAAACCUACAGAUGCUGCUGCUCGUGCGACGGAGGCAGCGUCACCCACAGCGGACCAUAAGGACGGCGACAGAAACACAAGUAAAAGCGAGAGCAGACGGCUUGGUUUGACUACCGCUGAAGUAGCAGUCAGCCAUUCCAAACCUCUCGCCCCCACAGAAAAGGUGACGACCCAGGAUGUAGUUCCUGUAAAGACGACAAAUGCAACUGCACAGACCUUCCCUGCAGGGCUGACGACAAGCACAAGCAAACCUCCGUCUGUCAGUCAAACAAUCACAGCUGGAAGAGAAGAAACUUCUGCUGCAGUGACCACAGCGAGUGGUGGAGCUAAAUCUCCCACUGCCAACGUCACUGCUACAAGUAAAGAACAAAUUUCCUCGUCAAACACCACAGGCCAUGCGCACACUUCUACCGAAGUCGCGUCGACCGGAAGUGGACUACAUCCGUCCACCGCCAUGACGACAGCUACGAGUGAUGUGCAGCCGUCGUACCGUUCAACAACAGCAGAACCAGUAAAUCAGACAACAGACCAUCUCCCCCACACAUCUGCCUCGAGUUUUACUAACACGACUGCUCCUGCAACACAUCCUGCGACUACUUCAACCUCAUUUGUUUCUACUCAAAAUUCAACAUCCGUUACUGGAUUCAGACCAGAGGUACCUUCCACCACCUCUAUGGAUAACUCUACUCAAAGCACUUCCACCUCCAGUGGUCCCACAACUUCAGUUCCUACCUCAGGAACCAUUAAGUCCACCAGCACCGAGCUCUCAUCGAAACCGUCUUCUGUUUCCGGCACCACUGACUUCAAAUCUACAUCGCCUGGACCAGUUUCCACUUCAACAGAUUAUUCCAACACCACCGCCAACUCUACCAGCCCAGCUGGGGCUCUUAUUCCUCACAUCGUUGGGUCAACAACACGCUCGACUCCAUCGACUACAAAACCUCCCUGCGAACCAUCAAAGGACUCGUCAAGCAGCAAGGUUCCGCCCUGCUCCAUCAGGAGCGUGGAGAAGCAGUGCCUCAUAGUUAUCGCCGUCUUGGCCAUUGUGGCCACCGUCUUCAUAGUUUCCACCAUUGUCCUUUGCAUCAAACUGUCAGAUAGAAAAUACAAAGUUAGGAAACGUCAGCAGGACACGGAGAUGAUGUGCAUCUCCUCUCUGCUGCCUGAUAGGAGUCACACCUACACAAGGCAGCGCAAUCCGGUGAGCAACGGAGUCCUGGUGUACCCUGCGGGAGGAGACAGCGACGAGGAAAUUGGGGAUAAUCUCACCCUCAGCAGCUUCCUGCCAGAAAACGACCGCUAUGUUUAGCUGCUUUGGUGCAGCCUUGUGAGAUGGAAUGGGUCUGUCUUGGAUCAGUGAUGCAGAAAUCGGAUGAGUUGAUGUGGCAGACACAAAAACCACAAACACUUACCACUUCAUGAAAGCUGGUUCACCCGGAUCUGACAAAAUUUGAUCUGAAGGAUGUUGACUUUGAGCAAAACUCGCCAUUUUUGCAUAACUUUACACACGUUCUCCCCCCUCAUGGGAAAAUUGAACCCAGGAUGCAGAGAACGAUCAAAGCUGCUCUCCUUUUUUUUUUUCUUUCAAACAUCCGGACCAAAAACUCUUGUGGGAUUUCACUUUGCAACAAGAGACAGGAAGCCUUUGCUUUGUCGAGACAGAGCUCUUCUUCGCAGAGACUGCUCAGUUUUUUUUUUUUUUGGAACCUGAAGACUUAACAGUUUAAAAUCGGACUUUGUUGAAUAGAUUUCACCGUUUAUCCAUGUGUAAAAGCACACCUUUUGAACUGCAAUAAUUGUUGUUUUAAUGUUAUAUGCACGGCAUAUAAAAAGUCGACACACCUAUUGACAUGACAGGUUUUUCGUAACCAAUGUUACUUCCAGUUAUUACUUAACUGAAAAUCAGAAGUAUUUUAGAGAGCUUAGAGAGGUGGAUUUACAAACUAAAAUACUGUGGUUGCACGUCUGAGCACAGACUGGACCCAUUCAAAACGUUAUUCUUCUUCCAGGAAAGGCAUCCCUCCAUUUUGAACUGUGAUCAUUUUCAUAAAAACCUGUUGUUUUUAUGUGCACCACUCGUAGUUUUAACAGCUUCCUCAACCUGAGUGUUGCAUCUCUGCAUCUGAAUAAUGUUCUCCUUUUCUGACUGAUCACUUUUGCUAGUUUUGGGAUUUGCUACCUGUUUAGUUGCUAACUCCUAUUUACAAAAUACAUCUCUACAAUUCGUGCCUUGUAACACAAAAGGGACAUUGUAACAAGUAGAUACUUUACGGCAUUAUGUGUCGUUCCUUAAACCAGGGACAAAUAUGUGAAGUGGCAACAGUUAAUGCUAGCAAUUUUCACCACAGUCUAAAUGCACUCAGUCAUGUUGAAAACCAAACUAAAAGUUCCUCACUGAGUUCUGUAUUUCCUAGUCGUUUAUAUUUGCUUUUUUUUUCCAACUACAAACCUGAAAAAUCUGACUUCCUAACACAAAGAAUGCACAAAAUUUGAGUCAUCGUCCCAAAGUUUCUUUUCUUCCUCAGCUUUUUACCAGAAACUUGAAGUUUUCUGCUAAAAAGAAACCUUCUCUGGUAUUUGGAAACGCUCAUAAGUUUUUUUUUCCAUUUUGACUAACGCCCCAAGUCCAACUGAAGAGAAACAGGAUCAGUUUUCUUAUUUUCAUCAUAACUUUUGAUGACGUUUGUCUUCCCUAUGCUCCGUUGUGUUUCUCACAUUUUGGAGAAAGUUUGUACCUUCUCCUGACUGAUACCUUUUUGACACUGUGAUCCCUCUGAUGCUCAUUAAGGUUUCUGCAAACCAUUGCUUUCACUGAGAUAUGAUGUAGGAAAUGUUAGGCAAUGCCCACUAGAAGAGUUUUACUUCAUUUGAGGUCCAUCAGAGGAACUUUAACUCCAAUUUAAAAUGAGCGUGUAACAAUGAAACCACAUUUUAACCUGGGUGUGUAGGCUUUUUAUAUCCACUAUAUAAUAUUCUGCUGAAAAUGGCUUUUUCCUUGUAGGGCUGCAGGAUUUCUUAUUUAUUUUUUUUGGCAUCUUUGAGAAAAAAUUUUGCAUAAGUUUUUUGGAAGAAAGCAUAAAAAAGUCUAGCAUGCUGGUAUAGUUGACACUGAAGGGGGCCAAGUUAAGUUUUAGUUGUUUAUCUCUAGGAAAUUGUAGACUUAAAAAGUAUAUACAUAUGUUUUUUAUUAUUUCUGCAGAACAUUUUAUGUUUUGUUGUCUCCAUUGUGUUCUCUUAACGAUACUGUUAUUAAAAGCCCAGUCCACUCAGACAUAAAUAAGGAUGUUUUUUUGAUACAUGUGCUUUCCUCAAAGUUUAAUCUGUAAUUGAUAUGUAACACGAGGAUAGAGAUUAGUACUGUUGAAGUUGUGACUGCAAGAAAUUGAGGUUGAAUCAAAGUCAUUUUGAACUUUUUAUACAAAAAAAAAUCAAAAAUCGCAAUUUUGCAUGUUGAACUUAGACUUAAUAUUUAUUGUCUUGUCACAUGAUUGUUUAGAAUUGGAAAAAUCAGAAAUCUCUUUAGGAAGGUAAAUGAGAAUUGGUCAGAUUUACUGAACUUCUGCUCCUUCUUCUCUGCAGCAGAGCUGAGGAAAUAGAUUAAUAAUGACACAUCUACUCUGUGCGUUUUCUGUAGAAAACAGUGUCUUUCAUCAUUAAAUGUGUAAUUUUGGUACUUCUUUUGUAACUUCUCUUUACGGCUCUCUAAAUGGCAAACAGUCAUAAUAAAACUGGAUCUUCUCUAAACUCA